CGAUGAGAGAGAAAAGAUGGUGAUGGGAAUGGCAUACCUCGGUUCUCUUUUCAUCGUCAUUAAGUUACCAUGUUGAGAUGAUUGACGCAGGGAUGCACCUUGGCCUGUCGAUCAUGUGGCUUGAACCUUUUGGCCAGAGGUCACGUAAUCUCUGUUGUUUAAGUUUAUCUUGAACGAAGGGGAAUGUCAAAAAUGGUAGUUCGAUUUGAUGAUAUAUAAUCAUGGAGAGUUGGGUAAUUAGUGCGAGUGUCACUGUUUAAUUUAUUUUAAUUGAACGGAAUCAAAAACAAGGGUCUCUAGUGCAACCUCGAUGUUUCAGAUGAAUUGUCAAUUGCAACUCCACCGCAUGUGGUUUUUUUCUCUCUCUUUAGUGGCAGGGCGGCCUAUCCUUGUCGAUCCUCCUUGAUUAACUUCUCCCAAAGUGUUUGCAUUCAUCUGCAUAAAACCGACCUCAACCUUCGUCGUCAUCAUUUCCCGAGACCACGUAACCUUUCAACGCCUCAAAGGAACAGAGUUUGAACGGGGCAUUUCCUUUAAUCGGAGAAAAGAGCCAGAAGGAGAAGAGAAAAAAACGUUGGCUCUUUGACUCAACUCGGAGUAACAAUGACAUGACAACGAAUGGGGUCCGUGUUGUCGGAUCGUAGAUCGCUAGCUUGCUCUCUCUUCUUCUUUGGAGGCUUCCUCUUUUGGGUGACCAGCCCGCAAACGGAUCGACGCCUCUUGUUAGCCACCGCAAGCUCUGGACCGAUCCGCUGGUGGUUCAGUUGUUAGCUUCGAUAGUUUGUCUCAGUCAACGGGGCCCGAGAGGCAAGACUCAGAGUCAGUCAGUCUGUGAGGAGACUCUCAUGAUGAAUGGAUUUAUCAUCAAUGCAUGCAUGUUGAACCCCUGCAAACUCAAAACUCAAUGCAAGUCUUCAGCUCGUCGCAGGGGGGAUAAUAAAACACCGGAACCUCCUCAGCGAGUUUUGAUGUGAAGUCUUCCGCAGUAUUUUUUCCACAGGGCGGGCAUAUCUUCCGGAAAACAUGUGCUAUCUGCAUUUCUGCAGCGCUAAAAAGGGGACCCAGCAUUGCAGAAGCCACUGGGUUCUUUAGUGGCUUUCGGCCAAGGUUGCUCGAACCCGACUUGGCCCGCCCCCGCAAGCUCACCUUCGUAGCCUGUGAUUGAUCCACUGAAUUGCAUGGCGACCUGAGAGCGAGUCAGUCUUAGGCCCUUCUCUUGCGACCUGAGGAAGGAGCUGGGCCUGGUACCGUGGUAUUAAGCGAUCGUGGGCUGCUCCUGCUCCGCGACUCGCGAUUGAACGAGGGUCUUGUCCUGCCUGUCAUUGCCUUACCUGGGCUGCUCUUGCCUUUCUUGUUGUUGCUCUUUGCACUCGGGUCCCAUUCUUUCCUUCUUUCCUUUCUUCUCUCGUCUUCCAUCCAAUCCAAUCUGAUAACUUACAACCUCCCACCAACACUCACCCACUAUGAUCUUCUAAGCUUUACACUGUCACUCUCAACGAUAACAACUCUUGAUCUUUUCCUCUCAAUAAAUGAGAGCGCAAAUACUCACAUUUUAAUUCCUUUCUUUCUUUACUCUGGCGCGCUAUAAACAUCAAUCGGCAACUGUUAUAAUAACCCACUGCGCUUGUGUCGCACAAUCGCAUUACAUUCCACCACUCCCGAGACAUAAAGCAACAACCCGACUUGUCCGUCCUCUUUUUGUGGAGGGGCAUAAUAAUUAGGACAAGAUGCCUACAAUCAACGCUCUUCGAUCAUUCGAACCUCCUCCUAUUCCAUCUCUUCCCGAUUUUGAGCGUCGUCGUUCCACAACAUCGACGCUCUCCAACAACAACUCAGAUUCUGUCACCUCAUCUCUGCGGGGUCUUCAAUCACCACCCAAAAGUAGCAGAUCAAACCGCCCCAAGAGUGCUAAAUUCUCAUCAUACCGCCUGCGCAGCAAUUCAGGCCUUUCACUUCACACCAAUGAGGACAUUCUGAGACAAUAUACCGACUACCACCCUGAUGGCACACCGCGUGCCGGCAUGUAUAGCAACGGGCUGGGGCAGUGGUCAGGUGAGAGAUUGAGGAGCAUUGACUCUGUUACAUCGUCCAGAAGUCAAAGAUCUAGUAUCGCUUUCACUGAGUCGGAUGGUUCCGGCGAGUUGCCUAUUCCUGAUCUCGUUGGACGUGAGAUGUUUGAUAUGGUCAUGGCCGAUCAUGCUGCUAGUGGCCAAUUAUGGAGAUUCGCCGCCAGUCGAGGAGUUGGUCAGAAUGUUGACUACCUCAUGAAGAUUCGCGACUAUAUUCAAUCCCUGGAGCAGGUUGUCAUUCAACUCUCGACAAUAUCAACUUCGUUUACAUCCAUCACCGCAACGUCACCAAUUAAUCUGCCCUCCCCUAUGUCCAAGGCUCUCAACACCAACAUCAAGCAUCUCACAACAUCACUUAUUCCCAGCCUGGAAAACAUGUUUCUCGAAUCUAAAACCUAUAUCGAACAACGCAUCGUCAGAGAAAUCUUCCCCGAUUUUGUCAAACAGCAACUAUCUCAGUGUACUAGUCUGGCUCUCUCCCUCGACGCAGAAGGUGACUCACCACCAAACCCUUACCCGGGCCUUAAGGGAUCAUUCUGUCUAAGUGAUCCGUCGCGAUCCGGAAACCCUAUUGUCUUUGCUUCCGACGAGUUUGAGGAACUGACAGGAUAUUCACGAAGUGAGGUUUUGGCACACAAUUGCCGCUUCCUUCAGGGGCCACAAACCGACCGAGACGGAAUUGCCAAGAUGCGCUCCGCAAUCUGGCGCAACGAGGAGUGUACGGAAUUGCUCCUCAACUUUCGGAAAGAUGGAACGCCGUUCUGGAACCUUCUUUUCCUGUGCCCUCUUCUCGACACCGCUGGUAAAACAAAGUUCUUUAUGGGCGCCCAAAUCGACGUGUCGUCCUCGCUGCACGACACUCAUGAUGUUCUGAAAGUUUUGUCGUACGGUGCUGCAGAAGAAGACAAGACACCCGAACGGAGCAACUCUCGCUGGGCUAGCGACGGAUCUCAAGGCGAGCCUGAAGCUGAGGAAGCCCUGAGUGUCAAGAACAACCAAUACAAGACAACAAAAAUGUCUGGAUUCUUCAAAGCGUUCAAAAAACCGCCUCCUCCUCCUCUGUCGCCACCAUUGAGCCCACGCCGCAGCUCGGAUAGACCCCGGUCAUCAGCUGGACCCACGAUACUUGACAAGACCUACAGCACACGAAACGUUAUCAGGAGAUUUUCUAAUCAGCCAGAAAUGCUUAUGACAACAUACGCCCGAUAUAUGAUUCUUGAGCACGUUCCUUCAUACCCAGCAUCUUUGGGCGCAAUGCCUCUCGAUCAGGAGAUGAAGUAUCCACCCAAGUUGUGUGUGUCUUUCUACUCUAAAGAGAUGCUCGAUGCUCUUGAUCUGGGCAUGUCGGCGGAAGCUAUCAUUGGCAAAGAUAUAUUUGACAUUUUCACUGAGCAAUCUACACUGCCAUCAGUUACCAAGGCAUUCAAGUCGACAGUCCGAGAUCUCGUUGUCCGCGAUGGAAAAUCCGUCUCGCUGGAUCUUGCACUUGCAAACCACAUCCCUCGCCGUGCCAAUAUGACAAGAACGUUGAGUGGUGACAGCGGGGAAACAUCACCGAAGAAGCCAGCCAAGAUGAUGAGCCACUGGACACCUCUCAAAGAUACUGAAGGAUAUGUCAAGUAUGUGGCAAUGAUUGUGUCGCCAAUUUAAAUAGGUGAUAAAUGGAAAGACGAAAUGAUGGUAUAAUAUGCGGGCGUUGGGUGGAGAUUUGCUUUUUGUAUUGUAUCAGGGGAUGUUUGAAGCUUAUUUAUACCUGUACGUACUCUUAACGACCAAGAGAAUGAAGUUACGACUAUAAUUACUACAAUGAAUUGUUUCAGUAUACCAAGCUCUCCGCCACUGAAGUUGAUAUGUUCAUGGACUUCGUCAUGGAUUUAAAUGAAUCAUACUCUCCAUUGACAUACAGCGUAAACAACGCACUGAAGUCCAUGUCACGCUCCAAAAGCAGCCUCUGAUCGCCAAAGUUCAGCAACCCUACGACGGAAAUUCCACCAACGGUCCGCCAAGACAACCACAAUAAAGGGGUAAUCGGCACUUCCGAUCUGUUGGCUCUCUAAAUCUCCGACGACGGUGGGUGAUCUAUGGCGUUUGAGUUAUCGGGACCGAGGGGGAACAGCCGCUAUUGUUUCUGUUGUUGGUCCCUGGUCUUGGCGGGCCGUGUGUCAGGGACUGGAGUUUGGUGGCCUUGGUCGAGGAGGUUUGUUCGCGUGCUUGCAAGAGAUAAGACCUAAGUCGAGAACUUCAUACGGGCUUGAACGUUGGGCGACCUUUUUGCUAGCAGGUGUACAAAGGUCUGAGGUCUUGGACGAGCGAGAAUAACUUAGCUAAGAUACUCUUAAGAUCAUAAAACGAGUAUACCAAACUAUGCAAAACGGUC
This is a messenger RNA of Fusarium odoratissimum NRRL 54006, 4446 nucleotides long. RefSeq lists its product as uncharacterized. Gene Ontology annotation, cellular component: nucleus. NCBI's taxonomy places the organism in Eukaryota, Fungi, Ascomycota, Sordariomycetes, Hypocreales, Nectriaceae. The transcript has 2 exons. The coding region runs from base 1728 to 3719 and encodes 663 amino acids. The record is from RefSeq and is a predicted model, not a curated record.